GAAGGCUCUAAAUCAAGCAAGACUGGAAGCAAAUGUUAGAGCACAUGGGGAGAUAAAGUACCAGAAAAAUGGCCUAGCCCUUUUGCAGUGGUUUGUGGGUUGUUGCUCUUGUUAUCAUUUUUGAAGUAUGUGUACCAUCCUUUACAAUGGCUUGCUGUGGGAGCUGUGGUUAUUGGCAUCUACCCUGUUCUUUUCAAGGGAUUUGCAGCUAUUACACAUUUCAGGAUCGAUAUCAACAUUCUCAUCCUAAUAGCAGUGAUAGGGAGCGUUGCAAUGAAAGACUACACUGAAGCUGGCACCAUAGUCUUCCUCUUCACCACUGCGGAAUGGCUUGAGUCAAGAGCAAGCCAUAAGGCUAGUGCUGUGAUGUCAUCGUUGAUGAGAAUAACUCCUCAAAAAGCAGUCAUAGCUGAGAAUGGAGAAGAAGUGGAUGCUGAUGAGGUCAAGUUGAACACUCUUCUGGCAGUCAAGGCUGGUGAAGUUAUACCAAUUGAUGGAAUUGUUGUAGAUGGGAGGUGUGAGGUGGAUGAGAAAAGCCUCACCGGUGAAUCACUUCCGGUUACCAAAGAAAAGGAUUCAACUGUUUGGGCUGGCACCAUCAAUCUAAAUGGUUACAUCAGUGUUAAAACUACUGCUGUAGCUGAAGACUGUGUAGUCGCUAAAAUGGCAAAGCUGGUGGAGGAAGCUCAAAACAGCAAAUCUAACACCCAAAGAUUUAUAGACAAAUGUGCUCAGUUCUACACCCCAGUAAUUAUAGUUGUAUCUGCCGCCAUUGCUGUGAUUCCAGCUGCACUUAGAGUGCAAAACCUUCAUCACUGGUUUCACUUAGCAUUGGUAGUGUUGGUGAGUGCUUGCCCAUGUGCGCUUAUCCUUUCUACGCCUGUUGCAAGUUUUUGUGCACUUACAAAGGCAGCAACGUCAGGACUUCUAGUUAAGGGUGGCGACUAUCUUGAAACUCUUUCCAAAAUUAGGAUCACAGCUUUUGACAAAACUGGUACACUUACGAGAGGUGAAUUUAUCGUCACCGAUUUUCAAUCUCUUUCUCAAGAUAUAAGCUUGGACACAUUGCUUUACUGGGUUUCUAGCAUUGAGAGUAAGUCAAGUCAUCCAAUGGCAGCUGCACUAGUAGAUUAUGGAAGAUCCCAUUCAAUUGAACCCAACCCUGAAACGGUUGAGGAUUAUCAAAACUUCCCUGGGGAAGGUAUUUAUGGGAGAGUUGAUGGCAGAGAUAUUUACAUUGGAAGCCUAAAAAUUUCAGUGAGAGCCCACGGAACAGUUCCAACUCUAGAAGGGAAUAUGAUGAAAGGGAAGACCAUUGGGUUUGUAUAUUCUGGAGCAACCCCUGCUGGAAUCUUCAGUCUUUCAGAUGCUUGUCGAACUGGUGUUCCAGAGGCAGUCGAGGAGCUUAAGUCAAUGAGGAUAAAAGUGGCUAUGCUUACAGGAGACAAUCAAUCUGCAGCCAUACAUGUACAAGAACAGCUGGGGAACCGUCUAGACGUCGUUCAUGCAGAACUUCUCCCCGAAGACAAGGCAAGAAUAAUCAAAGAAUUUAAGAAAGAAGGGGCAACGGCAAUGAUUGGAGAUGGUGUCAAUGAUGCCCCUGCACUUGCUACAGCCGAUAUUGGCAUCUCUAUGGGCAUUUCAGGUUCGGCACUUGCCACAGAGACAGGGCAUGUGGUUCUCAUGUCAAAUGAUAUCAGAAAGAUUCCAAAAGCUAUCAAACUGGCAAGAAAGGCUCAUAGGAAAGUGAUUGAGAAUGUAAUUCUGUCAAUCAGUACUAAGACGGCUAUUCUUGCUUUGGCCUUUGCUGGUCAUCCACUUGUGUGGGCAGCCGUUCUUGCCGAUGUUGGAACAUGCUUGUUGGUGAUCUGUAAUAGCAUGCUCCUUUUGCGAGGAAAACACAAAGAUGGAAGAAAAUGUUGCAAAUCUUCAGCUGCAGCGCAUACAAACAAGCAUGGAUGCAAAGCCAGUCAUUGCGACUCUUCUCAUAAGCACCAAGAUGCUAGUUUAGACAAAAAGGUCCAAAAGGCAUGUGAGCCGCCAACAUGUUCUUCCGAGAGAUGUGCCUCAAGAUGUCAUUCUGGCCUUUUUAAAACGGAUUCCCCUUCAAAUUCACGCGGGAGCGACAAAUGUGAAGACUUGGGAAGGACACACGAUGGUUCUGUUAUCCGUGAAGCAAAGUACUGCGACCAGGGAAGCUGUCACUUGGUCAAUCACAAGAUUGAGGCCCAAAAUUUGCCCAGAAAAUGUUGUUCAGGCCGUGGGAGUUUGGACUUGGGUAAAGAAGCCAAUGCUCUCCAUGGGGCAAAGCAAUGCCACCAGGGCCAUUUACAUCAAUAUUCAUCAUCUACUCCGGAAGAAGAACAGCGAGAGACUAAAAAUGAUCAUUGUCAUUCUACUCAUUGUCGUGAAAACCACGUUGAGAUCCAUGGUAACAACCUUACAGCUUUUGGAAACUUGGUAGAACAUCGUUGUUUGGAGAGUCUAAAUCAAAGGGCUCAUCUUGAUUCACACGAGCCAACUCACACUGCCAUAGACAUUACAAUGAAUCCAGACGAGGUGCAUGGUUGUGCGAAUGUGGAGAAGAGAGAAUUGGGUGGUUGUUGCAAAAGCUAUAUGAAAGAAUGUUGUGGUAAGCAUAAGCAUGGACGAUUUAGACCUGGCUUAACAGAUAUUAUCACUGAAUAGAAAUGUUUUAACUUUGAUAACAAAGAAAUGGAAAUUAUGACAGGUACUUAAGAAUGUUUCUCGUUUUUUAAUUUGUAAAACGUUUCAUAGAUCAUUAUGGUAUAUGCACCCAAGUUCGAGGAUAUCUAAGAUUGCUUCA
Messenger RNA from Gossypium arboreum, 2827 nucleotides. RefSeq names its product cadmium/zinc-transporting ATPase HMA2-like. Gene Ontology annotation, cellular component: membrane. Gene Ontology annotation, molecular function: zinc ion transmembrane transporter activity; ATP binding; ATPase-coupled monoatomic cation transmembrane transporter activity. Gene Ontology annotation, biological process: monoatomic cation transport. The transcript has 8 exons. The coding region runs from base 274 to 2688 and encodes 804 amino acids. Lineage: Eukaryota; Viridiplantae; Streptophyta; Magnoliopsida; Malvales; Malvaceae. The record is from RefSeq and is a predicted model, not a curated record.